Messenger RNA from Cygnus atratus (black swan), 1307 nucleotides. It is a transcript of the gene RCCD1, whose product is annotated as RCC1 domain containing 1. NCBI's taxonomy places the organism in Eukaryota, Metazoa, Chordata, Aves, Anseriformes, Anatidae. The record is from RefSeq and is a predicted model, not a curated record.
AUGGCGGCCCCGCGCCGCGCCUGGCUCGUGUUCGGCUUCGGCGCCGAGGAGGCGGCGGGGGAGCCGUCGCCGGGGCCGGGGCCGCGCCGCCUGGAGUCGGGCCCCGAGGGGAUCCGCCGCGUGUGGCCCGCCUGGAGCUACGCCGUGCUGGAGACCGGCGCGGGGCUGGAGGUGCGCGGCGCGGGGCUGCGGCGGCGGCUGCCGGCGGGGUGCGCGGAGGCGCUGCCGUCCGAGACGCACGUGCUGCUGCGGCGGGGGGCGGCGGCCGAGGCCUGGCCCCGGGCGGCGGCGCUGAGCGGGGAGCUGCGGGGGGCCCCCGCCUGGCGCCGGGCCCUGCCGCCGGGGCCCCGCCGCCCCCCGCUGCCGCUGCUGCCCGGCGGCUUCGCGGCGCCCCGGCCGCCCUUCUUCACCGAGCUGCCCGCGGCGCCGCCGCUCCGGGCCCUGGCCCUGGGCCACGAGCACGUCCUGGCGCUCGGGGCCGCCGGCGAGAUCUACGGCUGGGGCGGCGGCAGGCACGGGCAGCUCGGCCACGGGGGCCUGGAGUCGGAGCAGCAGCCGCGGCUGGUGGAGGCCCUGGCCGGCGUGCCCAUGCGGGCGGUGGCGGCGGGCGGGUGGCACUCGGCCAGCGUCAGCGAGGGGGGGGACCUCUACAUGUGGGGCUGGAACGAGUCUGGCCAGCUGGCGCUGCCCUCCAAAGCGGUGGCGGAAGAGCAGGUGCAGGACGAGGACGCAGGCGCAGGGGCUGCGGAGCCGCCGCCCCCCCGGGAGCAGCCGGGCGCCGCGUUCAUUUCCAUCCAGGCGUUCCCGGCCCUGCUGGACCUGCCCCAGGACGUGGAGGUUGCUGCCGUCAGCUGCGGGUCCCGGCACACGGCCGCAGUUACACGAGACGGGGAGCUCUACACCUGGGGCUGGGGUAAAUACGGGCAGCUGGGCCAUGGGGACAGCACCAGCUCUGACCGGCCCCGGCGCGUGGAGCACCUGGUGGCAGAGGGGCUUCAGGCCCAGGAGGUGGUGUGCGGGCCCUGGAACACCUACGUGUGCGUCCUGGAGCAGUGAGGGGCCCAAGGCCGUCCCACCACCCUCGCUGGGGGCAUGGAGCAAAGGGAGACACAGGAAAGCUCCGCUCCUGCCCCCCCGAGCAGCCCUCAGCAGGGUCUGGGCAGACACCGUGGGUGGGUUCCCCCCACCGGGACCCCAGCUCAGGCAGAGGAGCUGUGCUGCUGCCUCAGGCAGCCAGGGCUGGGGUUGGGCUAGUGAUAAAGACAGGGCCAGAGUACAUGGAUUUAUUAAAUCUCCUCUUUUUGUAA